Messenger RNA from Emys orbicularis (European pond turtle), 525 nucleotides. It is a transcript of the gene GHRH, whose product is annotated as growth hormone releasing hormone. Gene Ontology annotation, biological process: positive regulation of multicellular organism growth; growth hormone secretion; adenylate cyclase-activating G protein-coupled receptor signaling pathway. Gene Ontology annotation, molecular function: growth hormone-releasing hormone receptor binding; growth hormone-releasing hormone activity; neuropeptide hormone activity. Bases 1 to 525 code for a protein of 174 amino acids. Gene Ontology annotation, cellular component: terminal bouton; perikaryon; extracellular region. Lineage: Eukaryota; Metazoa; Chordata; Testudines; Emydidae. The record is from RefSeq and is a predicted model, not a curated record. The transcript has 5 exons.
AUGCUGCACAGGGCCAUCUUCCUCCUGUUCCUCCAUUUAGUCAUGUGCUCCAUCUCUUCUCCUCUCUAUCCAGCUCUCAGGUACAAUCCACUGCCCAUCUCUAGCAAGACGGUGAGCUUUCAGCUACAGGACGGCAGUCCAGUGCAGAGCAACAAUCUCUCUGUGGAGCAGCAGCAGCAGGAAGAGGAGGGUUUUCUAGCCAACCCCGCUGAAAAAAGGAUGCAGCGUCAUGCUGAUGCCAUAUUCACUGACCACUACCGGAAAGUCCUGGGGCAGAUCUCUGCCCGGAAGAUCUUACAAACCAUUAUAGGCAAACGGCUGGGCGAACGCAGUCCAGGGGAAGGGGAGCAUGAAUUUUUGACCAGACGCCAGUCUGAGAGCAUCUUGAUGGACAGCCGCUACCACCAGCAGAUGGUAUUAAAGAAUUUCUUGGGAGCCAUAUUGCAGAAUCAAAGGCCUCAGGAUGUCAACAGUGAUCAUGUCGAGGACUUUACCAACACCCUGGCCAAGCUCAUGAAACUGUAA